This is a messenger RNA of Erythranthe guttata (spotted monkey flower), 531 nucleotides long. Lineage: Eukaryota; Viridiplantae; Streptophyta; Magnoliopsida; Lamiales; Phrymaceae. The record is from RefSeq and is a predicted model, not a curated record.
AUGGUGAGCUGGUGUAAGGUUUAUCUUGCCACUUUUAAGAGUGCCCAGCUCCAGCCGAAUUCAAGGAUGCAGACCUUUCAACCAAGCGAGUGGAUUCCGCCGUCACAAGGUAGUGUCAAGGUGAAUUUUGACGCAGCCCUACCGCUAGGGCAACAAUGGAUCUCAGUCUCAGCCAUAGCUAGGAACGAGGAUGGUCAAUGCAUUGGCUGGAAGGUUGUCAAGAUUCAUGGCAAUUUUCAGCCGGUGGAGGGGGAAGCUUUGGCGGCACUCAAAGCCAUUUCCACGGCCAAAGAUAGAGGCUGGCAUGAUAUUGUCAUCGAGGGGAAUUGUCUUCGCGAUGGAGAGAAUGAGGCUGCUGACUUCGGGGCUGUUGUGGAAGAUUGCCGACAAAUGGCUCUAGAAUUUCAAUAUUGCUCUUUUAAUUUCACAAAGUGUUCGGGUAAUAAACUAGCCCAUGAUAUUGCUCAAAUUCCUUGUAAUAACGUGUUGGAGGAUCUUGUUCUCCCAUCUAAUUUGGCGUAUAUUGCCUAA